AUGUUCAGUGCUACUUGUACAGUCCUAAGAAACAUAAUUAAUGAUAGAAGCAAAUCGAAUCAACGAGUUGAGGCAGAUGGAGUUUAUGAUUCCAUUAUAUUUUUUGAGUUUGUCUUCAUCUUACAUCUUAUGAGAGAUAUCAUGGAGAUUACUGAUGAUCUGUGCAAAGCUUUGCAAAGUAAAUCUCAAGAUAUAUUAAAUGCAAUGCAUUUGGUGUCUACAACGAAGAUACUUAUUCAAAAAUUUAGAAAAGAUGGAUGGGUUCCAUUGUUGGAGAAAAUUAAAUUAUUUUCUAAUGAUCAUUGUACACAGAUUCCUAAUAUGAGUUGUCCUUAUAAAGGAGGCCGAGAUCAGUCUCAUUCUGAAAGAGAUCAACUCACCAUGGAACAUCAUUUUCGAGUCGAUAUUUUUAUGGUUACAGUUGAUUCUCAGUUACAAGAAUUAAACAAUAGGUUUAAGGAAGAUGUAAUGAAAUUGCUUGUUCUUAGCUCAGCUUUGGAUCCUAGGGAUGGUUAUAGAUCAUUCAAAAUUGAGGAUAUUUGUAAACUUGUAAAUAAAUUUUAUCCCAUGGAUUUCUCCGAGCAAAAAAAAUUACAUUUGAAAUAUCAGUUGGAAAACUAUAAGCUUGAUAUUUCUAUGCUUCCCGAGUUUCAGAAGCUGUCAACCAUUUCUGAGUUGUGUCAAAUGUUGGCAAAAACAAAAAAGUCGACAAGUUAUCCUCUUAUUGAUAGAUUGAUCCGCCUUGUGUUGACUUUACCUGUUUCAACUGCUACAUCAGAAUGUGCAUUUUCAGCUAUGAAACUCAUUAAGUCUAAAUUGCUCAAUAGGAUAGAAGAUGGUUUUCUGGCUAAUUACUUGAUUACGUACAUUUAA
Camellia sinensis is the source of this 873-nucleotide messenger RNA. NCBI's taxonomy places the organism in Eukaryota, Viridiplantae, Streptophyta, Magnoliopsida, Ericales, Theaceae. The record is from RefSeq and is a predicted model, not a curated record.